GAGUUGUUCCUUAAGCAUGUGGUCAAAAUCUUUGGCUUGCCCAGGGAUAUUGUGAGUGAUCGGUCUGGCUCUGAACCUACGUGCCUAUGACUUCGUUUCCCAGGAAAUCCGUACAGCGGAAGAUCCUGAAUUUGAGACUUUCUACACCAAAAAUCUUCUUUGGGCUAUCAUUCCACCAAACCCUAGUAAAGGAAUCUUUAGGUUUUGGUGCCACAUCUGUCAGAUUGGAGCCAUCCUGCAUCCAAGACUUUGAUCAUCUAGCUGAGGAAAUUGGUAAAUCUUAUAUAGGCUCUCGGGUGCCUUCAAAAGGAAGUUCCUCCACUAAAUCGGAAUCUGACUCACAAGUCGAAUAGUCCUCAGCAUGGAGAAAAGCGGGGCACAUUGGACAAUACACCAUAACUUGCUUCUUCACUCGAGUUGCUCCUCACGUACGCAUGUUCUAAUAGUC
Arabidopsis thaliana (thale cress) is the source of this 448-nucleotide messenger RNA. RefSeq lists its product as uncharacterized. The record is from RefSeq and is marked reviewed. The transcript has a single exon. Bases 87 to 353 code for a protein of 88 amino acids. Lineage: Eukaryota; Viridiplantae; Streptophyta; Magnoliopsida; Brassicales; Brassicaceae.